UUCGCAUACCAGCGCGUCGCACAAUCAGCAUUCGACCUGAAGGUAAAACUGUUAAAACAGGGUGCCAGUAGACCAGUCGCUCAUAAUCAGUGUCUUCGAUCGAUCGAUGGGAAAGAAGAUCGUCAUGCUGCUGUCAAAAGUAUCGUUAGUGGUCCUGGUGGGUCUGGCGAUGGCUCAGGCCGGCCCAGCAGCCAAGAAGCCUACGAAGACGGCCGUGGCCGAGGAGACGAAGCUUGAGAAGAAGGAACUGCAAGUUGUACCGGAAGUCGAGGAGGGGAAGGAAGUAGACAGAUCGAAGAAAUCGGCCAUAGGAUCAACGGGUACAACGACGACCUUCUGCGUGGAGAUCAAACCAAGUUCUGGUCAGGGUCCAUUGACUUUGUGCGACCAGGGUAAUCCGAAUUCACCUCCAAGGCCUCAGUUUCCUCCAAAUGGAUUCCCUGAGAUCCCUAACCUUCCACAGCAACCCGGAUAUCCGUCACAGCCUGGUUAUCCUCCGCAACCUGAACAACCUGGAUUCCCUCAACAACCUGGAUUCCCACAACAACCUGGAUUCCCUCAACAACCUGGAUUCCCUCAACAACCUGAUUUCCCUCAACAACCUCCUCAGCCUGCAUAUCCAGAACAACCCUCCCAACCUGGAUAUCCUGAGCAACCUGGAUUCUGUCAACCACCAUCUCAGCCCGGACAACCACCAAGUGGUAUGGAUUUCCCUCCGCAACAACCCAGCUAUCCCACUGGCCCAUACCAGCCCUACCCACCACAACAACCUUCUCCACCAAUGCCCGCUGGUCCAGGUCUCCCUCCAUCAAUAGUCGUGCCAUCCAAUCCAGUAGCUGUUUACAUUCCCAAACCUUGCCCUGGAAGUAAUCCAUAUUCUCCCCCACAUCCUGCACACGAGCACCCACCCCACUUUCCCUCAUGGUGCAAAUAUUGUCAAGGGUCAUACCGGUCGGAUGAUCCAUACAAUUAUCACCAAGCCAGAAGUAAUGAUAAUUACAUGAUGGAGUCCAAUCAGCAUCUUAAUCAUCAGACAAGAAGUGGUUUAUUCUUUAUCGACCCAACGACAGGAGCCUUGGUUAACGAUGGAAGACAAGAAGCCUCAAUGAUGCCAAAUACCUUCAGGACCUUCGGCCAGCAGCCUCAAGCAGCCGACCACCAGCACCCUUAUUCAUUUGAGAGUCCUUCGGGAUACUAUGGAAGAUUACUUGGAACAGGCACUUCAACAUCUACUUCAACAUCUACUUCAACUGGAACUGGUGUUGGUCUACCGCCAAAUUCACCCUUCCUCGUUCAGUGCAACCCCAGCUUCGUUCCUCUGACUGGAUCUAACUCCUACGGGAGAUCUUCUGAACCUCAGCACAGGAACUUGUACCAGCCUAGAGCCGAGCAACAGCAACAAUAUUACAGGCAAUACCAAGGAUCUCAGUUUGGAAGGUCCUCCGAUGCUGGACAGCAGCAACCCAGCAGCUAUCAAGGAACCUACAACCCAUACAACAAUCCAGAACGUUCAGCCUAUCAAAAUCAGAACCAGCAACAGACUCAGCAACAAUUUGCUCCACAGUACGGUUACGAGCAUGCCGUAAAGGCUUCCGAACAACCACAAGGACCUCAGCAAGGGUUCCAAGCUCAACCUCAGAAUCCUCAAGGACACCAACAGGAUCAGCAGUUCCAGCAUAGUCAGCAGCAGGGAUUCCAAAAUCCUUCGUCAAUCCAGCCAGACAGCAAUCAGCAAUCGCAAGGAUCUCCCGCCCAGCCUCAGGACUCUGUACCUUUCCAGAGAGAAGGUCAGGUCCAAUUCCCUGAAGAUCAUCAUACAGCUUCGCAACUCCCAGCCAAUCCAGCCAAGACGCCAAGUCAGAUGUUGAACCAGAUGAGAGAGAAAAUGGAUUCAAAGCCAUCCGAGUCCCAGCAUAUGGAUUCUAGGGCUCAGCAGGGUUCACAAAUCAUGAUGGGAUCCAAUCCACAAAAAUUUGAAAUGAAUCAUCCACAGCCGGUUCAGCCGUACAUAAUCAGUGGAGGAAGAAUUGGCAAUAUCAACCAUGCUCCCGAAAGUCAUCCGAAUCAGGAAGUCCAUAAAAGGGAGGCUAAACAUGGAAUUGCUCCCAAGAAAGAAUCCACGUCGCUGAAGAAGAGCGAAUCGUGAUGAAAUUACGAAAAAAUUGUGACAAGGGGCAUCGAUCGAUGACAGUGUUCAAUUAUUUAAUUAUUUAUUGAUUUUUUAAUUGAUAUCGUUCUUGAGGUAUGCCUGGAUAAUUUAAUAUUUUGUAUUUAAUUUUUCGUUAAUUUAACAACUUAUUCUGCAUCCUUUUGACACGUGUAUUUAUAAAUUAUGCUAAUAAAACACGAAGUUUGAAUAUUUACUAUAA
This is a messenger RNA of Cephus cinctus (wheat stem sawfly), 2369 nucleotides long. Its product is annotated as glutenin, high molecular weight subunit PW212-like. The transcript is spliced from 2 exons. NCBI's taxonomy places the organism in Eukaryota, Metazoa, Arthropoda, Insecta, Hymenoptera, Cephidae. The coding region runs from base 107 to 2146 and encodes 679 amino acids. The record is from RefSeq and is a predicted model, not a curated record.